UCAUUGCAAAUUAGUUGAGCUCAAUUAAUUUUGUUGGUCUCAGCUCCUUUGGAUUGUUUGGUACAUCCCUAAUCUGUCAAAUGUGACUGAUGUCAAUGUGACAAGUACCUAGCCAAAAUAGAUGCAAAAAAUUGCGAUAGAAAAAUGUUUAUUGUUGGUUGAACGUGAAAUUGUCCAACGUUUUCUAAUUAUUUCCUUAAAAUUUCAAUCAAUUAUUACAAAGAAGUUAUAUUCAACGUUUAUGAUCACGAAUUCCAGGGAAAAACGCCUGAAUGCAAAACCUAGGGAAAAUGAUAACGGAGCAGCUUCGAAAUCCAAACGAACUGGACAUAAGCCUGCGAAUGGAGUUCGGUCCAUUUGAAACUGUGCAUAAGUGGAAGCGCAUGUCUGAGUGCUACGAGUUUGUGGGCGCCAGACGUAGCAAACACACAGCGGUAGCAUACAAAGAUGCAAUUUAUGUAUUCGGGGGUGACAACGGGAAGUCUAUGCUGAAUGACCUGAUCAGAUUUGACAUCAGAGAGAAGUCCUGGACAAAGACUGGCUGUAUGGGAGUGCCACCUGCACCACGUUAUCACCAUUCUGCAGUGGUUCACCGGUCUUCCAUGUUCGUAUUCGGCGGCUACACAGGCGACAUACUCGCCAACUCCAAUCUCACGAACAAAAAUGAUUUAUUUGAGUACAAAUUCCAAAGCGCACAAUGGGUCCAAUGGAAGUUUACAGGACAGGAGCCUGUACCAAGGUCAGCCCACGGCGCGGCGGUGUACGACGACAAGCUGUGGAUAUUCGCCGGCUACGACGGAAACGCGCGCCUCAACGACAUGUGGACUACCAACCUUGUGGCGCCAAACCACCAAUGGGAGAGGAUAGAACAAAAAGGCCAGUGCCCGCCCACUUGCUGCAAUUUCCCCGUGGCCGUGGCGCGCGGCAAGAUGUACGUGUUCAGCGGACAGAGCGGCGCCAAGAUCACCAACGCUCUCUUCCAGUUCGACUUCGAGACUCACACUUGGACCCGCGUAUGCACAGAACACUUGUUGCGCUGUGCGGGCCCCGCCCCAGCGCGGCGAUACGGUCACGUGAUGCUGGCCCACGGCCGCCAUCUUUACGUCUUCGGGGGCGCCGCUGACAACACGCUGCCUGGAGAUCUCCACUGUUAUGACCUGGACACACAGAUGUGGUCGGUGGUGCUACCGUCAGCGGACUCGCAGCUGCCGACGGGGCGGCUGUUCCACGCGGGCGCGGUGGUGGGCGACGCCAUGUACAUCUUCGGCGGCACCGUGGACAACAACGUGCGGAGCGGCGAGCUGUUCCGCUUCCAGCUAUCGAACUACCCUCGCUGCACAUUACACGACGACUUCGGGCGCAUCCUCAAGUCGCAGCAGUUUUGUGACGUCACGCUUCUAGUGGGACCCGACAAAGUUCCCGCGCGCGCGCACCAAGCCAUGCUAGCGGCGCGCUCGCAGUACCUACGGGCUAAGAUCAAGGAGGCGCGUGAAGAGCUAAGUAAACGCAUCGCCGCGGGCGAGGAGCCGGCGUCGGAAGUGUACUCGUACAAGGCGGAGCCGCGCCUCACGGUGCCGCUGCCCGAGGCCACGCCCGAGGCCUUCAGCAUGGUGCUCAACUACAUCUACACCGACCGGAUCGACCCCACCGAGAAGGACGAAGACCCUGCAUCGCCCGCCACCAUUCUACUAGUAAUGGAAGUACUCCGACUAGCCAUCAAGCUGAGCAUACCACGCCUACGAGGGCUGUGCGCGCGGUUCCUGCGAGCCAACCUGUGCUACAGCAACGUGCUGCCGGCGCUGCACGCGGCGCACCACGCUCAGCUGAGCUGCAUCAAGGAGUACUGCCUGAGGUUCGUGGUGAAAGACUACAACUUCACUCCGAUCGUGAUGUCUGCGGAGUUCGAGCAGAUGGACCAGAGCCUCAUGGUGGAGCUGAUCCGCCGGCGCCAGCAGCCCAGCAAGCAGCCGCCCGCGCCCUACAACGACUACGAAGAAGAGAUCAACGGCACAACACUAGAACAGGACAUGAGUGUAUUCGCGAGCGGCGGCGCAGGCGGCUUAGAGCUGAGUGACGUGAAGCUACGAGUAGGGUCUGCGAGCAGGCCUGCUCACCGCUCGGUCCUAGCCGCAAGAGCUGCGUACUUUGAAGCUAUGUUCAGAUCAUUUUCGCCGCAAGAUAAUAUCGUCAACAUUCAAAUCUGCGACACUGUCCCGUCAGAGGAGGCCUUUGAUUCUUUGCUCCGGUACAUCUACUAUGGCGACACCAACAUGCCUACAGAGGACUCCCUGUAUCUGUUCCAAGCGCCAAUAUAUUACGGGUUCACCAACAACCGUCUCCAAGUGUUCUGCAAGCACAACCUACAGAGCAACGUGUCGCCCGACAACGUGCUCGCCAUCCUGCCGGCCGCCGACCGCAUGCGAGCCGCCGACAUCAAGGAGUACGCGCUCAAGAUGAUCGUGCACCACUUCGGACAGGUGGCCCGCCAAGAAGCGAUCAAGAACCUAGCACAACCUCUACUCGUCGACAUCAUCUGGGCACUCGCCGACGAGCCGCACUACGACGCUCCGCUGCCGCUGCAGCCGCGCCCGCUGCCGUCGUCCGCCUCCGCCGACGCGCUGGCCGACGAUGACCAUGCGAGACACCGCUCGGCGCGGCCGUAACGGCGCGACACUCGCCCACGGGCCCACCAGGCGGGGACUCAGAGGCACGCGCGCCCCCGCUCCGCCAGGUCAAGACGCGACACUCCCUAAAAUUAUGCUCACGUGGCGAAAAGUAACGACGCCACAAUCCCCAAUAAGUGACGCUCACGAAUUCGCGAUCGCCCGGCUAAGCUCACAGUCUCACACACUAAUCAGGACACUCGUAAGGCGGCAUGUUAAUAAUAUUAUGUGCGUCUACGCUCCGCUAAUCCGUAACGACGCGACAUUUCCCAGUAAGUGGUUCACAACGCGCACCCGCUCCGAGCAUCUGUGAUGCAUAGAAUAUCUACAAGUGAGAAUGAACAAGACAAGUGAUAUCAGUUCAAAAUUGCUAGUGCUA
Molecule: messenger RNA, 3042 nt
Organism: Ostrinia furnacalis (Asian corn borer)
Lineage: Eukaryota; Metazoa; Arthropoda; Insecta; Lepidoptera; Crambidae
Product: Leucine zipper like transcription regulator 1
Exons: 18
Coding region: 273-2663 (796 amino acids)
Cellular component (GO): Golgi apparatus
Molecular function (GO): protein binding
Source: RefSeq, a predicted model, not a curated record